CUUGACCUGGAUAUAAGAACGCCUGUAAACAAGGGUGGGAUGGCGUCGGUGCCAGCUUGAUAAUUACUAAUAUUUAGUUGGUGUUGGUGGUACUACUUGGGAUAUUAGUUAGCAGAACAACAAGCAAACCUUCUAUCACAAUGAACUAUCACAUUAAAAGUUAUGGGCUACACAGUGAAACACACAGCUCUCUAGAGGCUAAUGCAACAGAUUUACACCAUGAGACGGAAGACCAGUCCUCUGAGGACAGCGAUUCUGAAGUCGAAGUCAUCGAGGAGGAAUCAAGUGAUGUGGCCAAGGAAGAUGAUGAAAUGAGUGAAGGCCCUGAGGAGAGUGAGCCACAGACAAUUCCUGACAGUGAUACACAAACAUAUAAAGAAGAAAUGCCUGAUGCUGUGGAAUUUCUCAGUGUUGAAUGUGACAUGAUUUUGGAGCCUGACUGUCACUUGGAGACGAAUGGCACCCACCCAAGUUAUAAAAAUGGACAAGAAAAGGGUGAUAAGAAAAUGAUUCAAAAUCCAGCGAUGCCGAUAUUGUAUCAGAUUCCUUUCAUAUCUGAACUUUUUCGUUAUCGUGAUGUUGAUGUUUACAAACGUACUUGUAAAGAUGGACCAUUUGUUAAAAUUUUCAACCCAGAAAAGAAAAUAAGAAGAAACUAUGUUAAAAACAAACAUGAUAAUCAUAAUAAUCUGGUAGUUCCAGUUUAUGGUGAAAAAGGCAAAGACAAACUUUAUAGUUGUACAGAAAAUGAAAGAGUAUCAAUAAAAGAGAAGGACACAGAGGAUUUAAUGAAGGAUCAAAUGAACAAUAUGCCAAGUAAAUGUGAAGUUUGCCAUAUGCAAUUUAUGAAUAAGAACGCCUUGAUGAUUCAUAAAUUAACACACACAAUUGUGGUAGGAAAAUCAUACCCCUGUACAGUGUGCAAGGCUACAUUUAGAAGUAAAACAUUGCUCAGAAGCCAUAUACAGCGUCACUUUUGUCUGAAGAGUGUUCAGUGUCAGUUUUGUGAUAAGAAGUUUCAGAGUAACAAUCAGUUAAUUGUCCAUCAACGUAUUCACAUUGGGGAAAGGCCAUUUCAGUGCCAACAUUGUGAAAAAAAUUUCACUUAUAAAUUCCAAUUUGAUAGCCAUCAAAAAGUGCACGUCGGUAAAAGCCUAUUAAAGUGUGAAUAUUGUGAUGAUACAUUUACACAGAAACAGGCUCUUAUUGUACAUGAGAGAAAACAUACAGGUGAAAAGCCUUUCAAAUGCGAAAAGUGUGGUGCAGCAUUCCGAGUUCGGUCAUACUUACGGGCUCACAAAAAAUGCCACAUGGACAGAAAACCUAGAGAAUGUCCAGAUUGUGGUUCACAGUUCUGGAAGAGUUCGUCUCUCAAAAAACACAGAAAGGCUGAACAUGACUGAUAAAUGUUCCUCAUUGGUCCACAAAUGAGACUAAACACUAAAAUAUGCUUGGUUCUGGUAACUUAGGUAAUCACAUUUUACGUUUCCAAUUCUUAAAUUUAAUUACUCAUUUUUUUCUAAUUGUUACGUUGUAAAAUUUUAUCAAUUUGUAAAUGAUUAUUGGUAAAGAAUAAUAUGUAAGAAAAGGUUCUCGGUAUAGUAAUCACAACAUUCUGGAGCAUCUUACCAGACCCAUAUGUAUUUUCUUGUUUUGCUCAAUGCAUAUAUGUAAUAAGUAAAGGAAAUCCUAGUGACAGAAUAAUUAUAUCUUAAGUAUCAUACAGAAGUAUAUUUUAAUUAUUUAUGUGCAUUUUGUACAAUUAUUAUACAUGUAGAACUCUCCUCCUAAAUGUGUAUUUCACAUUGUACUGUGUAUGUCAUGUGAGUGGUGUUUCCAGUUUACAUCUAGAACAGUACAAUCAUUGUUUCUCAUUGCCAUAAGUGUCAUGCCAGAUAUCCCUGUGUUCAUUUUUACACUUGCCAUGUUAUGAAGUUAACAUAUUCAGUUUACAUGGAACAGUUACCCAUGUCCUCAUUCUUGUCUGUUUUAUUGUCUGUCUUCCUUCCCCCUCCUUUUCUCUCACACACACAAUAAAUUUUGUUCAAGUUCUUGUACUAUGGUAGAGAUAAAUAUUUUACAUAGAUAUUAAUUCAAAAUUAAAUGCUAUAUGUGAACUUUGUCAGAAAUCUUGUAUAGAAACACACAAGGAAACUUUUUCCAGUUUCCUUACAUGUUUCUUCAGGUGGGGGCUUCAGGUUUCUCCAUGAUGUGAUGGCAUACUGCAAGACUGGUCUCACAUAGACAGUGUAAAGUGCUCUAAAUGCCCCCUUACUUAGGUUCCUGAAUGAUGUUCUGACUUUUUGCUAGUGUAGAGUAUGCGCUGCUGAUGUUAUCCUAUUUUAUGCGUGCAUCUGGAUUUAGAUUUGGUGUUACAUCCACUCCUAGGGCUCUUCCUAGAGUCGUCACAGGUAGGCAUUUCCCUUCGUUGUGUACUGUUCCUUUGGUCUACAGUCACCUGUUCACAUUUCCAUCACUUUACACUUGCUUAUGUUGAACUACAGUAGCCAUUUCUUCAACCAUCUCUUCAAUUUAUUAAAAUCCUCUUGGAGGAUCCUACAAUCCUCAUGCAUCACAACUCGGUUCAUUAAUUUUCGUGUCAUCAACAAACAUUGACAUAUGAGACAACUCCUGUGGACCUGUAUUUACGUAUAUUAGAAUAGAAAUAGAAUUGGUCCCAGUACACACAGAAAUCACAAUAACGUGAUGCAUCAAAUGAACCACGGCCUUGUGGAUUUGUUCAAUUGGUCCCAACAUCGAUCCUUGAGGUACUCCAAGCGUCAUUGUUUGCCAGUCUGACAUCUUGCCCCCUGACUGUUACACUGGCUCCUGCCUGUUAGGUAAUUCCUUAUUCAUGUUAGGGCAUUUCUGCUUACUCCUGCCUGCCUCUCAAGUUUGUAUAGUUAUCUCCUGUAUGGUAUUGUACCAAAGGUUUUUUGGCAGUCCAGAAAUGUGCAAUCUGCCCAUCCUUCCCUGUUCUGCCUUAUUCUUGUUACUUUAUCAUGGAAUUCAUAAUGUUUGUUAGGCAUGAUUUCCCUUCCCUGAACCCAUGUUGGUGUGUUUACAUACCUAAUUCUCUUAGGUAUGUAACUAGUCUUAACCUGGUUAUUUUCAAGGUCUUUGCAGGGAAUGCUUGUCAGUGUUACUGGUCUGUAGUUAGGUGCAUCUUCUCUACCUCCUUUCCUGAAAAUUGGUAUCACAUUUGCCUUCUCCCAGCAACUGGACAACUCUCCCUACAUAGGUGAUUAAUUAAAGAUCCUAGCUAAAGGCACGCCGAGGGCCUGCGCUGCCUGUUUUAGUAUCCACCGUGAUACAUUGUCUGGUCCAACUGCUUUAGUUGCAUCCAAUGUUGUUUCAUUACCUCCUCUGCUGUCACCUUUAUAUUUGACAGUCUUUCAUAUAGGGUCAUCAACUCUUAACAAUGGGAGCUGCUUAGCCUUGGUUAUGAACAUUCCAUGGAAACUGGCAUUCAGUACCUCACAGAUUUCCUCGUCACCUCCCGUUUUCUGUAGUCUUGUCACUUGGUCGUUCACUGUCAU
This is a messenger RNA of Procambarus clarkii (red swamp crayfish), 3539 nucleotides long. Its product is annotated as gastrula zinc finger protein XlCGF57.1. Gene Ontology annotation, molecular function: DNA-binding transcription factor activity, RNA polymerase II-specific; RNA polymerase II cis-regulatory region sequence-specific DNA binding. The record is from RefSeq and is a predicted model, not a curated record. Gene Ontology annotation, biological process: regulation of transcription by RNA polymerase II. Lineage: Eukaryota; Metazoa; Arthropoda; Malacostraca; Decapoda; Cambaridae.